Molecule: messenger RNA, 7362 nt
Organism: Callorhinchus milii (elephant shark)
Lineage: Eukaryota; Metazoa; Chordata; Chondrichthyes; Chimaeriformes; Callorhinchidae
Product: BRCA1 DNA repair associated
Exons: 19
Coding region: 117-5699 (1860 amino acids)
Biological process (GO): negative regulation of fatty acid biosynthetic process; positive regulation of transcription by RNA polymerase II; double-strand break repair via homologous recombination
Cellular component (GO): plasma membrane; BRCA1-A complex; nucleus
Molecular function (GO): ubiquitin-protein transferase activity; DNA binding; zinc ion binding
Source: RefSeq, a predicted model, not a curated record
GUAAAUGUAACCUGUUGUCUAAAGCGACUUUACUUGUCCUGUGUCUUGAAACUUCAAUUUGUGAUUUCAGGAGUCUGCGGGAUAGCACUCGGUUUAAACAACUUACCGAGGGCCUCAUGAAAACAAUCCGCGCCUUUGAACUCGACACCGGUUUUGAAUUCUCCAUCACCAACGCCCUUACAAAAGCAACAGAGAACAUCAGCACUUACCAGCAGCUGUGGCUGGAAGACAGCAACUCCCAGAGCACGAAUACAUCUCCGAAAGCUGUCGCUAGGGGAGGCUACACAAACCACGCUUUGAAAGUCAGCACUGACUUACCCGUGACUGAAUCUGUAAGAAGAGUUUCCCCCAGAACCAAGAGGCAGAAAGUAGAUGCUGCCGCCAUCUCUGUUGAGAUAGAUUCGGAUUCCUCGGAUGAACCUUUGUUCACAGCUAAUGUCAACGUUAGUUCUGCCCUGCAACCUGAAAGUGUGAAUAAGCAAGGAACUUGCCAAACGGGGCCAGUUGAUCAGUCUCAAGCUGAAAGGCUCAUUGACGGAAAUAAUUCAAAACUGGCAAGUAAAACGGUGCUGGAGCAGCUUUUCUCAUCGGAAAUAGAUGAAAACAAUGUGUCAGACCAGGAGUUGGUCGAGUUGGACAGUGAUUCUUGUGCGAACGAAUCUGAGACCGCAGAAAAGCAAGAGUCUAAGGGCCCGUCUGAGAGGAGCUUCUGCAGCCCAGAGGUCCAUUCUCCACCCGGUGUUUCAAAUAAGGUGGAUUCUCAGAACCUCGCCGGACACAACGGGGAAAUGGUGGCAGCGACGGUGACACAGAUUUGCGCUGAAAACCAAUGUUUCAUCGACAGUGGAGAAGAGUUUUUGGACAAAUUGGCUUUGAAGAGAGGCAAGGGUGGGGAGUACAUCCCUGAAGAUCUCAAGACCAAUGACCACACUUCCCCAGCGAAAGGCUUUCUGAGGGGCGAAGAGAAGCCGAGCGACCCACCGGCCUCGGCCAAGAGAAAAGGGCAACGGAGCAUUGAGAGAGUCAGCGAGUGGUUGUCGAAUAUCGAUGCUGAGGAGGUAGCGUCUCUGGGCGUGAAAUUUAAUCCAAGUAGGCAGAGAAGGGAGUCGGACGCAGAGGGAGGAGAGAGCACCACAACCGAUGAGAAUUCCGGGUUAGGUUGCUCCGAAGCGAUUGCUCGGGGUGUGCUCCCGUCGCCUUUAGAAGAUAGAAAUCCGAGCAAAGCGGCCGGAGCCAAUGCCGAAGACCAAAUCUUUGGGAAAACCUACAAGCGAGGCAGGCGGGAGAGCCCUCGUAUCAGCAGGUUGAAGUCUGAUGGCAAAGGCCACGGCGAUGACCCGUCUCCCCGCGGAGAGAGCAACUUCCAUGGCGUCGAUUGCAACAAGCGUCAGAAAGGAAAGAAGAGGAAAAGCGGCUGCCUCCUGGGUCCCGAAGACUUCAUCAAGAAGAACGGCAGUGACCAGGACAAGGAGCAUCGAGGAGAUCACGAGGAACAUGCGACAGCUCGGAGCGUUCACUCUGAGAUGGAUAAAGCGACCAAUGGACAUUCCAACAAUCAGGACUUUGUCGUUGCCCCACUGGGGGGAGAGGCUGCUCGCAAUGUCCUGGCAGAAGAUGACGAUCGCUCAGGGGAGGAGCAAUGCAGAGGGCGGCCUGACCCGGAGCCCUGCGUAUCCCUUGCUAAAAGCAAGAGAAAGCUGAACAGAAACUCUGGAAAGAGGAAGGUCAAAAAAACGCCCGGGAAACAGCCCAGGAAAGGAACCAAACGUUUGCAGUUGGUGGGUCAGAACGAAAUGGAGAGGAUACAGCUGGCACAAGCCGACCCCGGCAGGAGUCCCAGCGAUGCGAACGAGAUUAAAAUCGAUAGCUUUCCCAGCAGCGAGGAGCCAGCCAGGAAGGAACAGGAAGUGAGGAGCACCAGAAGGAGCGGCAGGCUCAAGCUCCUGGACCAGGAGCUAUUGCUGCAUGGAAAUAGAAGGAGCGGGAAGUCUGGUUCAUGCCUCAAGACCGCCAGAAUUCCAGAGCCCAGUGAAGAGAGUGCUGACGUGCGUAGACCAGACCUGGUGAUCAUGGAAACCGGGAGCUCACAACUGCAGGAGGUCCUGGUUCCAAAGUUACCAGAUAACAUAAAUCGAGACAAUCCACCGCCUUGUGGAUUGUGUGAGUUUCCGCCGGUCCAACAGCUUAAUCCCACUAGUCCAGUAAAAUCGUUAGAAGUCGCACGGCAAGGCUGUGAUUUACCAUGUGGAGUUGAACACCUUCUGGGAUCUGAUUGCUCUUCUGGGACUCAGGCCAGCCUGUUGCUGCUCGCCCCCCAACCCGUGCACGGAGACCUGUGUGAUGAGCUACGCGUGCAGCCUGAAUGCGCAAAGGACCGCAAGCUAAGCGCUGGCGGUGUUUCCGGUUUAUCUGCUGUUCCGCCCGGAGACGAGUUAGCGGAGGCGACCGAAAAAAUGACCGUCGCUUCUGAAACCGAGGUGGCUCCAGAGACCGAAGACAGUGAGGUGGACACGCAGGCUUUGCUGAAGACGUUCAGGUCGACCAAGCGAAAGUCAUUCGUUCUGCAGCCCGUGGACAACAGAGCUCCUUCAGCUGCAAAGCCCGUGCCCACCAGUGGCGAACCUGCUGCUGACUUGAAGGAAACGAGUGAAAGGCUGGCGGUAAGGCUGGAGCGUGCCAGAGAUUUCAACGAGAGUCGCAAUGAGGAUGAGACCGGGUCCCAGAACGAGCAGGAAGAUGCUCUGGUCACCAGUAAAGCCAAAGCCAAGCUGCCAGUGGUUGAGUUGAACAUCAUGUCGCAGCAGUGCCGCAGGACAGAGGGGGAAUUCCUUGACUUUGUCCCUCCAACCUUUGGCUCCCCUGUGAUGCCUCCAUUCCCGCAGGGCGGUCAGCAGAGGGCGACGCCUCCAUCAGGAAGCCCAGGCGCGGCAACUAGGAGCAGCACCAGGUCAAGCAGAAGGAGAGGGUCGAGCGACGGUGUUGUGGCCGGUGUCACUGAGAGAGAAACCCUUCGCUCUGACCGAUCGAGCCAACGCAACAGCCUGGUUCCUGCCACCCCGACUAGCGAGCACGGCCAGAGCGUUCAACAGGCCAACCCAGGGUUCCCGUGUGGAGUGGAGGAGAUCACUGUCGGCACAGAACUUGCCUGCAGCUCCAACCCUGAGUCCACGCUGUUGUUUUCAGCUAAAAGUCAGGCGGUAACGGGAGAAGGGACUCGACUCAAGUCGGGAUCGAAAGCCGACGAAAUGUCAGAACCAGGAGGGUUUUGUAACCGAGGUGAGCCAUCCCACUCACAACGCAACUUUAGGGCCAAAGUUGGAGACGGAGAUUCAACAGAGGAUGAAUUAGCCGACCAGGCUGAGGUGACGAAGGUGGCCUCCCAGCUGAAGGAGAGAAGGUCUCCGCUAGCUUCACCGAUGGGCUCCUCAACCCCCGAGGGCCUGGUGGAGGAGAGAGUGAACCAAGGCGGCCUGGAGAAAGAGGGAGGUGAAGUGCAGAGCGAGAGCCAAGUGAGGAGAGUUGAGGAACUGCUACACUGCGAGGACGAGGAGAUGGCUGAACCAAGUGAGCGGGGCCUGGAGGACAGCGGUGGGCCUGCUCUGGUUGUCGGGCGGCGGAAGCGACCUGUUAAACUCUCUUCUUCGUCCUCCUCCGGAUCGGAAUUGAGUGAUGAGGAGCUCCCGUGCUUCCAGAUGUUUGGGUUUAAGAAGUCGGGAUCGAAUGUCACAUCAGCGACUCAAAGUCCCUUAAGCACAGCUCUUGUGCCUUCGAAGGACACGCUGGGCAAAAUCUUUUCACCGCCGCCGAAGAGCGACGCGGGAAUUAAAAACACUUGCUCCCAAGUAAAUGCUGCGCUAGAGGAAUUCCGCGAGAACUUGCUCAGAAAUCGAUGCCUCUCCCCGAGCGAGUCGUCGGAGGAAUCUCCCGACUUGUUCUCCUCCGACUCUGACUGUUGUUCCACCCCGUCCGGUUCCCAGGCCGAGCAGGGGGCGAGCAACAAGCCGGCUCGGGAACCAAUCAGUUCUGGGAGCAAGACCAAAAGAGACGGGAAAAGGCGGUCGUCUCAAGUGGCUAAAAUCGAAAAGACUUUGCAAAGAAGAGAAGCCUCAGAUCAUCAGCAAUCCAGGGAGCCAGGGGAGGCCGUGCCAGAGCAUUCAGGAGGUGGGCAAGCGGCUUGCUAUGACAGUGAAGCCAGCCACACAGGGGACUCUCUCUCUUCGGACAGUGAGCUCCUCACCACACAGCAGCGGGACGCAAUACAGAUCAACUUAAAGAAGCUGAAGGAGGAGAUGGCUGUGCUAGAGGCAGCUCUGGAGCAGGACACAGAGCAGCAGGCAAGCCAGAACACCGCGCACAGCCUUUCCCGGAGCCCCCAGGACACAUCCCCGGUGCUGUCUGAAGACGAGCAGAGCGCGGUGGCAUCAGUAACUAGAGCAGGUGCUGGUCAGGCUCUCUCAGAGGCUGCUACGAAUCUGAUCAGCGAAUCAAAAUAUGUUGCGGAAACUAUUCCCACCGAGCCAGAGUCACAGCAGGACACCAGCCUAAUCUUUAGGGACAGAGAGCAGAAUGAAUGCCCCGAAUCUCCCGAGUAUGCGGUGUCCCCUUCUCUCACCGAACGGCAGAUGAACAGAAUGCCGUUGACAAAUUGGACAGUGGCCGGAGCGCUGGGCCGAUCCCAAUCGGAAAGAAACUCUCAGGGAGAAGACGUGGGCAUUCCUCAUACACCACCACAACAAGAGAGCAGAGCGAGCGCUGUUACAGCGGGUCAGGAAGAGCUGGGAGGCGUUGCAAAGCUGCAGAGGUCCAACGGCAAAGGGAAGGACUGUGGUUCAGAACAGACAGAAGCCGUUGGCAGUUUGCUUGCUGCCUCGUCGAGGUGCCAGCCGGCACCGGGCACAGCCGCCAGCGCCUGCACAUCACAGGUAGCGGACGGGGUUGGAAGGCCAGAGGCUUCGUCCGAGGGCUUGGAGCAGAGCAGGUCCCUCCUCACGUCAUCGCCCAUCUUCAACAAAAGUGCAGACUCUGCCACCAGCAAGAGCCCGGCUAUGACAACUCAAAGAAAAAUGUCCUUCGUGGCUUCAGGCCUGGAUAAACAUGAAAUUCUGUUGGUUCAGAGAUUUGCAGAGAAAACAGGAGGUGCCAUUACCAGCCAGUUCUUACCCAGCACAACCCACGUGGUCAUGAGAACAGGCACCUCGCUCGUCUGUGAGAGGACCCUGAAAUACUUCCUUGGAAUAGCUGGGAGGAGAUGGGUAAUCAGUUAUCAGUGGAUAUUGGAGUGUUUCAAAGAAGGCAGGAUAAUUGAGGAGAGCGAGUUUGAGGUGCGAGGCGAUGUGAUCAAUGGAAGAAACCACCAGGGUCCCAGAAAAGCCAGGCAAACCUCCAAUGGACAACUCCUGCUCACAGAUUACGAGGUUUGCUGUUGGGGCUCAUUUACCGGGAUGAGCAAAGAUCAGCUGGAGUGGAUGGUGGAUCUCUGCGGUGCCUCCAUCGCUAAGGAACCUUAUUUAUUCACCUACAACCCCGGCCGAGUGUCUGUGGUGGUGGUGCAGCCUGACGCUAACCCAGCAAGCACCGACUAUAGAGGGAUGGAGCGCAGGUUCAGUGCUGCGGUGGUGACCCGGGAGUGGGUCUUGGACAGCGUGGCUUGUUAUUGCUGUCAUCCGCUGGAAGCUUACCUGCUCGGCUCUCCGCGCUGAUGCCCCGCGAGAGACACCGGAUUAUCCACGGGCCAGAGAGAGAAAGAGAGAGAGAGAGAGACAUACAUGCCGGAUAGAGCGCUGAAAGCAAUCGCUGGGUGUGCGGUGAGGGCGUGGUGGGGGGGGGGCGCAGGGGAGAGAGAGAGAGAAAACGCCCGUGGAAAUUCUCAUCGAAUAAAGACCCGACGGGCGCGAGGAAAAAUCCAUUCACUGUUUUAUUUUGCUGAUCCGGAUUUCCUCUGUGGGUGACCCUUCCUGUCCCUGUUGUUCAGAAGAGCAGAGUUCCCGACUUUAUUUUUAAAAGCAGCGAUUAAUUGAACGCACUUUCCUUGCAAAUGUCUGCCGCCUGACGGGAGUGUUGGGUCGGGGGCCUGUUAAUGCCGCGUGCCUUUCUGUGAUGAUGGUGUAUGUACGAGAUCCAUCCCUCUCCCACUCACCUCCUCCCUCCCCCCCCACCCUCCCCCCUCCUCCUCCUCCUCACCAGCUGAUACCUCAUGUGCUUAAGUGAUAAAGUGCAGCCGUGGGAGGGAGGGAAGGGCACUAUAAUGUGUGUGGAGUAGAUUGCAGCACUGUACGCUUCUCUCAGUGAGCACAGCUGAUCCUGCAGCCCGCGGUUAAUUGCACUCAGCAGUUCUCAGUCAGUUACUGGUACAAGAGGACUGCGAAAAGGAAAAUGCACGUUUGGAGUAUGUGCGUGUGCACACACACACGUGUGCACGCCUCUCUCCAGUUCGAUCUCCAGCUUGCCAUGUCACUGUCUCAACGCUUUCCCUGACCGUAGAGUUUUCCUGACGUUUUUCUGCUGAACUCGGGAGAAAACUGCAGCUUCUCUGCUCUCGAUGCGUCUCCUUCGCAAAUCUUUUAACAAAAAAAAAACCUUGAUGUGCCGCAGAAUUAAACCCAGGCUCUGUGCCCGGGCUGAGAUGUGGCCUGUGAUAUCUGCUGAUGCCACGCGCACACACACACACACCGGCACGAUUUCUCCACACAGUAGACAGUUUUCCGAGACUCCGCAGUAAUGGAAAAUUUAGUGGCUUUUCAUACCACGAUGGAUUUGAGGCUCGACUGCAGACUGCAAUCUUUCUUGCCUGGUUGGGGCUGAGCGAAAUGGGGGGGUGAUGGGGUGGGGGUGAGGGGGGAAGAGUGUUGCAGUUUCCAGUGCCAACCUGCCCUAUGGUACAUCUUCUGCGCCCUAGGGCUCUGCUCGCACCGACUGAUCUUGUACGGAGCUGCUCACAAUCAAUUGGUCGUUGUUCCGUGCGCAAUUGGCUGCCGCGUUUCGCACGAAAUACGCAGUCAGCUCACUUGACGGCGAAUGCAAGGAUUAUUAUUAUUGCUGCCGCAGGGCAAGAGGGGCAGCAAUACUGACGACCAAUUGAUUGAGCUGCUCUGACGUAUAAGAAAUUAGGACGUCGGUGUGAAAAAGCACGGUCUUGUGGUAGCGUCUUACAGCACAGGGAGGCUACAAAGCAACGAACUGGAGAGGGUUGUGCCAGAGACUGGUUUGCCUGCUCUGUGUCGUGUAUGUGUGUGUGUAUAUAUAUAUAUAUAUACACACACACACGCAUUGUCGUUAAAGGUUUGUACAAAGGUAUGAAAUAUCUAUUAAAAAAAAGUAUAAUUUUGUAUAUUUUCUUUGCCAUUAACACUGCAGAUUAAAGGG